CGUGUGCGUAGAAUAACAGCCGCGUAUCUUUUCGCUGAGAACGCCGCGAGUCCCGUGCAUAACAAUAAAAUAAUUAUAAACAAGUUCGUGAACGACUGUUCCAGAGGGCGUACGAACGAACUUUCGUGAUGUGGCUGUAGAAUAGAAGAUAAAAUUGUAAGAGAAUGAUUAUGGGCCAGCCUAGUGGAGCCAAGACAGCAUUGUUUCUUUCACUCAUUCACGGAUGCAUUGUGUUACGAGCGGACUCAGGCGCAGACUACCCAGAUUCAGCCACAGAAAUGUCAUCCCGUCGCUUCAAAGCAGAGUUCCUGCAAGAAUGGCAGGGUUCUCCUGACGCCCCAUACUUCGACCCUACCACGCCAAGAAACAUUACUGGCUUGGUUGGACAUCCAGUGCGGUUGUUAUGUCGUGUGAAGAAUCUGCAAAAUAGAACUGUAUCAUGGGUACGUCACCGCGACAUCCACUUACUGACAGUGGGUCGCUACACGUACACGUCGGACCAGCGGUUCGAGGCGCAGCACAAGCCACGCUCCGAGGAGUGGGCGCUGCGCAUCCGCAGUCCGCAGCGGCGCGACUCAGGCCAGUACGAGUGUCAGAUCUCCACCACGCCACCUAUUGGCCACGCUGUGUACCUCAACAUUGUAGAACCAGAGACGACGAUAUCGAGUGGCGCAGAGCUGUUCAUACAGACAGGCUCGACGAUCAACUUGACGUGUACGGUGCGACACACGCCCGAGCCGCCGUCAUCCAUCACUUGGACACAUGGAGAACAGAUAAUAAACUUCGACUCAGCCCGAGGGGGGAUUUCCCUAGUCACCGAGAAGGGUCUGAAGAGCACUAGCCGGCUUUUAGUCCAAAGGGCUAGAGCUAACGACGCCGGGUUAUACACUUGUGGACCCAAUAACGCGCCCCCCGCGUCUACGAGGGUGCAUGUGUUAUCGGGUGAACAUCCAGCAGCAAUGCAGCAAGGAUGCGCAACAUCGUCUUUGCAGCUCUCAGUUUCUAUUAUGAGUAUAUUCCUCACACUGUAUGUGACGAUACCCUAUUUAAAUUUCCAAUUCGUUACGUGAAAUAUUUAAUUAUCUAUAGUGAAAAUAUCUGAGUGCAAUUUAAUAGGCUAAAAGAUUAA
Messenger RNA from Colias croceus (clouded yellow), 1129 nucleotides. RefSeq names its product zwei Ig domain protein zig-8-like. Gene Ontology annotation, biological process: synapse organization. Lineage: Eukaryota; Metazoa; Arthropoda; Insecta; Lepidoptera; Pieridae. The record is from RefSeq and is a predicted model, not a curated record. The transcript has 7 exons. Bases 165 to 1070 code for a protein of 301 amino acids. Gene Ontology annotation, cellular component: neuron projection membrane.